UAAAAUAUAUGAAAAACUGAAAACUAAAAUAAAUUCAAAACAAAACGAAUCUCAAAUAGGAAUUCCUAAAGAGAAUGCCAAAAAAGAUACUUGUAACACACUUGGCCACGGAUGGGCAGAGACCGAGCAAGACCCUGAUCCUGUUCAUCUUUGCGAUGGCCAUUUGCAUGAAGCUUGGCAUCAUUGUGAUGGAGUUGAUGAUCUGAUCUAAGCGAGAUAAUUACCUGCAAAGAAAGAAGAAAAUAGGUUACCAAAUUAGUCACAAUUUCGUUUAAUCUUUACUCUAAUGCAUGCCCCGAUAAAAGACAACAAAGAAGAAGGCAUAAAAGAAAGGAAAUGUCGAAAAGGUGCUGGAAGAAGUAUCGAAAAGGGACUGCGAGAGCUGUGAAAACUGAUCCCAAAGUCAAGUGCAGUUUUGGGUUCGAUGGUAAAUGCAUCUCGGAUUACAUCAAGGGUAAGCAGCAGCUACUUUCCUUUCCCUUCGAGAAAAGGCAAAACCACGAAACGAUGGAGGGGACAAGGACAAAAACAAGAACGAGGCGAAACCGCAAACAUAAUUUCAUUUUUCCUGCUGUGCAAAACACUGAAAAUAAUUUGACAACUUACUUAAAAAUAUGUCACAUGAAGAAGGUCCAGGACAUGGCCCCACACAAGC
This is a messenger RNA of Drosophila guanche, 655 nucleotides long. RefSeq lists its product as uncharacterized. Bases 75 to 206 code for a protein of 43 amino acids. The record is from RefSeq and is a predicted model, not a curated record. The transcript has 2 exons. NCBI's taxonomy places the organism in Eukaryota, Metazoa, Arthropoda, Insecta, Diptera, Drosophilidae.